AUGGAAGCUUCACAAAAUCUUAAGACACCCCCAAAGUUCAUUAACACACCCGCAAAUUUCAUGAAGGACGAUGAUGUGAGCCAAGAAUGUAAGAAUCUGAUCUCUUCUUUACCUACUUCAGACAAAGAUUACACGGGGAAAAAACUCUACAACUACCAAGGAUCUUGGUUCUAUCCCAACACAAUCCAAGCAAUCCUAAACUUCCAAAAGCAUUUCCGAGCACGAGACAGCGAUAUCAUCCUAGCUUCUUUACCCAAAUCAGGAACCACCUGGCUCAAGGCUCUUGUAUUUGCCGUCGUCCAUAGAAACAAGUAUGCUCCUAAUCUUGUAUCCCAUCCUCUCCUCUCCGACAAUCCCCACAACCUUGUCCGGUUUCUUGAAGUUGAUUUAUAUGUUAAGAAUAUAGAGUUUAUGUUAACCUGUGCCUCUCAUUAA
Messenger RNA from Brassica oleracea var. oleracea, 435 nucleotides. Its product is annotated as cytosolic sulfotransferase 11-like. Bases 1 to 435 code for a protein of 144 amino acids. NCBI's taxonomy places the organism in Eukaryota, Viridiplantae, Streptophyta, Magnoliopsida, Brassicales, Brassicaceae. The record is from RefSeq and is a predicted model, not a curated record. Gene Ontology annotation, molecular function: sulfotransferase activity. Gene Ontology annotation, cellular component: cytoplasm. Gene Ontology annotation, biological process: sulfation. The transcript has a single exon.